UAUAACUCGUCGGACUAGUCGCGUUGCGACCGCGCGUUAGUACGCACGUAUUUCGAAAUAAACGAGGAGAAGAGAUAUACAACGAGAUAAGAAGAAAAAUAUCAUCGCAUCUUUGUAUUUUGAAAAAACAAAUUUCCUUUUUAUCCCUUUAUUCCCCCACUUUUCUUUCUUAUCGUCUUACUUAUUUAUCUAUCAGACCGAUGGUGAUCGUGUGUGCCACUCUCUAUAAUAUAAUAACGAAUUAGGUUUUUUUAUUUUUUGUUUGUUUGUUUGUUUUUGUGUACACGAAUUACGACAACUUGAUAUUAAUAUAAACGUCAAAUCAAGUAUCAACAAAAACUUGGAAAAAACGGGAUUUCCCUUGGUGAUACGUGAAUUUUGUAUUUUCCUAAACUUUACAUUGAAUUUCGGUGUGUUCAAUUGGUGCCGUGAUAAUAAACAAAAUUAUAAGAAUUAAAGAAAAGAAUAUUUUGUAAAUUUUCUCGACGAUUAAGGCAAGGAUUACAUCAUGACAGAACCGAAACAACCUAAGGCAGCGUAAUGCCAAAGGAAUCUUGUUGGGGGUUACUGCUAACCCUAGUGCCGUUAUUCGUCGGUGUCUGUGAUCUCGCUGGCGCAAUAUCCGGUUCUCAGUAUCCGGUGUGUAAACCAGGCUUAGAAUUCUGGUCCACCGAGCGUGCAUCUUGCUGGCCAUGCACGAGAUGCGCGCCCGAGUUCACAUUGAGCCCUUGCGCCGUGCAUAAAGAUGCAAUUUGUGGUCCACUAUCAGCUUUGGAGCUUGACUGGUCUUUUCUUUCAACGAGAAAAAGGCCUGAGAACGGACAGAGACGUUUGGAAGCGGUAACAUCAAAGAUGCUUUGGCGAUUUCCUGAUUUAGAUCAACAACAACAACAACAGUCGCAGGAGCAACGACAGCAAGAGAAGUUAAAACAGGAAACGAGGAGUCUCGUCGAUGCUACUUACGACGACGAAAUAAACGUGGGACACGUUGACGAGUUAUCUUCUCAAGAACAAAAAAGGUCAUAUGAUCCUCGAGAAAGGAGAAAAUCUAAUAUCCACGAAGGAAAUCUUUUGUGGGAUUGGCAAACUGCCGCCCUUGUAUUAGCGGUAUGUGCCUGUGUGGUCUUCUUUUUGGUAGCGGGUUGUUCGGCCUUGGUUUAUGCGAGACAAUGGCGAAGGAUGAAAAAAAGUUUUGAACCAGUCGGUCUCGAAGAAAUCUCUGCCCGAUUAAAUGUUAUGGUUAAGGCAGAAUUGGCUGAACUCGUUGCGGGUGCACCUAUGAGUCCAGGUGAUCCAGAAACUAGAUGUCAGUACCUUGAGAAAUUAUUAGACCGGAAACGCGAAACUCCGGUGGUGGCUGGUUGGCCGGAAGUGGGUGGGAACCUCUACAUCGAGGAAGAGGAGACACUGAGAAGUAAACGUUCACAAAUCGCGCGGAUUCAUCGAAACAUCGAAACGAUUCUCAGCCACAAGACUAACGUCAUUGAUUGAUCUAACUAAAUGCAAAAGAGAAAGAAAGAGUAAAAAGAAAGAGAGAGAGAGAGAGAGAGAAUAAUUAAAAAAAAAGAAAAUCUUCAAAGGAAUUAUUCUCUCGCAUCUCACCGGAUGCUGGAUGAACAAUGACGUUCUAUGGAAAAAUCUCGGUGCAUAUAAUGUUUAGUACACAUUUAUAGAAAGGUAUAUAUAUAUAUAUAUAUAUAUCUUUCUUCUUACCCUCCUUCUCCUCUUUCCCCAUCAUUACCCCCCUCCUCUUCUUGAUCGAUAACACGAUAAUAUGUGUACGAGAGAUAUAUAUUUUCUAAAGAAUUACUUUUAAGAUUUAAUUCUUUAUUGCCAUUUUUUGUAAAAGUAAACGACGCUUGUUGGUUCUGUUAAGAUUACGAAUGUGUGUGAUGUGUAUUACGUGUGUAUUAUUAUCAACCUUUCUAUUUCUAUACCUGGUUCCUGAUAAUUUAAUUGUAAGAAAAUUGUCCAAGAAAAAUUUCAUAAUGUUAUAUCAUUCUUUAUUGUAUUAUUAUUAUUAUUAUUAUUAUUGGUCCCCGACACUCGAGUGAAAUUCGAGCAACGAGAGACCAUUACACUCUUAUCCCACACAAUAUCCAGAAGAAGAUUUCUUCACAAAUUUAUUUAUUUUCUUU
Messenger RNA from Polistes canadensis, 2138 nucleotides. RefSeq lists its product as uncharacterized. Lineage: Eukaryota; Metazoa; Arthropoda; Insecta; Hymenoptera; Vespidae. The transcript is spliced from 5 exons. Gene Ontology annotation, molecular function: protein binding. The coding region runs from base 541 to 1491 and encodes 316 amino acids. The record is from RefSeq and is a predicted model, not a curated record.